AUCCUCACCUGAAGCUUCUUAAACGGGAAGCUAUGAGGUUGAGAAGAGAAGCUACCAUUGGUAAUUUUGUUGAUCGGGAAUCAGAGCGUCCUCUUCUUGUUGCAAGCGAUUUUUUGGCACUAGCUGAGAGAUCUUUCGAGUCAGAACCCGUUCUGAAGAAGAAACGCAAAACAAGACAGAAGAAGGCAGAUGCAGAGGGCGAGAGUGAAGCAGUUUGUGCUGAUACAGAGAGACAACCAAAGAGGCGGAGAAAAGGAUUAGAGAGAUGCUCAGGAGAUGUAUGUAGACAAGAGAAUGGGACUGAAGAGACUGGAAAGGAGAAGAAACAAAGACGAAAAUGCAAAGCUGUCGCAGGAACAUCAUCAGAUAACAGCACUGUGACAACCAACUCCAACUGCUCUCAAGUAAAUUGA
Molecule: messenger RNA, 413 nt
Organism: Brassica oleracea var. oleracea
Lineage: Eukaryota; Viridiplantae; Streptophyta; Magnoliopsida; Brassicales; Brassicaceae
Exons: 2
Coding region: 33-413 (126 amino acids)
Source: RefSeq, a predicted model, not a curated record